AUGGCCGCGCUCGUCGGCGACGUCGCCUACUGGCUGGCGGAGCACCCGGACAUCGUCGGCUUCCGCUGGAGCCCCUCCGGCCUCUGGUUCUCCACCUGGGCCUUCCUCCUCGGCUUCCUCGCCACCUACGUGUCCCUCUGCCUCGCCGCCGAUGCGCUCCUCUGCCGUCGGAAGCCGCUCCCUCUCGGGCCCCUCCCCCCCGCGCACGCGCUCCUCAUGGCCGCCGUCUCGGCCACCAUCUUCGCCGGCACGCUGCUGUCGGCGGUGGCGGAGAUUCGGGACACGCGCUGGUCGUGGCGGGGCCGGAGCCGGACCACGCCGCUCCGGUGGCUCUUCUGCUUCCCGCCGGGGGUGGAGAUGGAUGCGGGCGCGGACAUCGUGGGGGGGGGGGGGUUUCUGCAAAAAAAUGCCACGUCAGCAGCUGACAGGCGGGCCCUGCCGGUCAGAUACACUGUCAAUACGCGUUUAUACGCGAUUUAG
Molecule: messenger RNA, 480 nt
Organism: Aegilops tauschii subsp. strangulata
Lineage: Eukaryota; Viridiplantae; Streptophyta; Magnoliopsida; Poales; Poaceae
Product: fatty acid elongase 3-like
Source: RefSeq, a predicted model, not a curated record